AUGAUAAUUGAAAAAUGCAGUGGAAAGCGGAGAGCUUGUGGUGUGCGAGAAUCAUUUUCUCCGUUAACUUGUGGCAGAAGGUGGUGGCGUGGCUCCCGCUUUCUCGGCGGAGAUGCGGUGCGACACGGAGCAGAGGGUGACUUGACGGCGGGGAUUGAAGAAUCAAAUGGAAAUUUGGAUUCCAAAUUGAAGGGAACAGGAGGUGUUAGUGAGAAAAAUAUAUCAGCCACCGGGAUUGGAAGCAUUAGUAGCAAAGAUAUGAUCUUUCGUGCAGAUAAAGUUGAUCUGAAAAGUUUGGAUGUUCAAUUGGAGAAGCAUCUGAGCCGUGUUUGGUCAAGAAAUGUAGAGAACAAUCAAAAGCCUAAAGAGGCAUGGGAAAUUGAUCCAUCUAAGCUGGAAAUAAGAUAUCUUGUAGCUCAGGGCACUUAUGGGACCGUUUAUCGUGGUACCUAUGAUAAUCGAGAUGUUGCAGUCAAGCUAUUGGACUGGGGAGAGGACGGCAUGGCCACUGUCGCUGAAACUGCUGCUUUGAGGGCAUCAUUUCGGCAGGAGGUUGCUGUCUGGCACAAACUUGACCAUCCAAAUGUGACAAAAUUUGUUGGUGCAUCAAUGGGGACUUCCAAUUUGAAGAUACCUUCAAAAAACCCUUCUGAAGGUUAUACAAACCUUCCAUCGAGGGCAUGUUGUGUUCUGGUGGAAUUUCUCGCUGGAGGAACAUUAAAGAAUUUCUUAUUCAAAAAUAGGAAAAAGAAACUUGCCUUUAGAGUCGUGAUUCAACUUGCAUUGGAUCUAUCUAGAGGAUUGAGCUAUCUGCACUCUAAGAAGAUUGUACACCGUGAUGUCAAAGCUGAAAAUAUGCUUCUUGAUACAUAUCGAACAUUAAAGAUUGCGGAUUUUGGUGUUGCUCGUGUGGAAGCGCAGAAUCCCCAGGACAUGACUGGUGAAACUGGAACCCUUGGAUACAUGGCCCCAGAGGUUCUUGAUGGCAAGCCUUAUAACAGAAAAUGUGAUGUCUAUAGCUUCGGCAUUUGCUUGUGGGAAAUUUAUUGCUGUGAUUUGCCCUAUACUGAUCUUAGCUUUGCCGAGGUUUCUUCUGCAGUUGUUAGACAGAACCUGAGGCCUGAAAUCCCAAGAUGUUGUCCGAGUUCUCUGGCAAACAUCAUGAAAAGAUGCUGGGAUGCGAAUCCGGAAAAACGACCUGACAUGGAUGAAGUGGUGAGGAUGUUAGAAGCUAUUGACACAAGUAGAGGAGGAGGAAUGAUACCAGAAGACCAGGCGGGUGGCUGUUUCUGCUUUGCUCCAGCUCGGGGACCAUAAAAUUUCGCACUUUUUUCAUAGGAGUCUCUGUAGAAUUGGACGACAAUUUUAUGGUUCCAUUUUAAUUGGGCUGCUCGGGAAGUUUUGGUUCCAUUGGGUGUUUCAAAUUCAAUUCUGUUGUUCAUAAAUGAAAAACUGCUUAAAAGUUGAUGGUGAUUUGACUGUAAAUUUGAUCCGUAGCAAGAUUGAUUGUUACCUUAGAAUCUUAUUCUAGGGAAUUAUCGAACGUGUAACAUACUGGAUUGGAUUCAUCAAACUGAGAACAAAAAA
Coffea arabica (coffee) is the source of this 1587-nucleotide messenger RNA. RefSeq names its product serine/threonine-protein kinase 52-like. Gene Ontology annotation, cellular component: plasma membrane. Gene Ontology annotation, biological process: protein phosphorylation. Gene Ontology annotation, molecular function: ATP binding; protein serine/threonine kinase activity. The record is from RefSeq and is a predicted model, not a curated record. NCBI's taxonomy places the organism in Eukaryota, Viridiplantae, Streptophyta, Magnoliopsida, Gentianales, Rubiaceae.